UCCAAAGGUAAUGGGAUCAAGUCAGACAACGAAAGCAUUUCUUUUUGACUCGACACUCCGUCGCUAUCUCGUUUAAUGUUGCACUUCGGUCCCUGGCAAAUCGCGGUUCAUACAAUUGUACAAUAAUACCGCUCUCUUCAAAGGUAAUCAACUCAAGUCUGACAACAAAAGCGCUGCAGGAAUUGCACUUGUGGACUCACAGUCAACGAACCACUUGUGACCGAGGCAGACACACUGCGGCUGUCCAGAGACAGAACGUUGGAAGACUUGUCGACGGUGUCGGUGCUUUCGCGAGGAGAAUGGCGAGCCAAUUUGAGAAUGAUCUCCACUGUCCGACCUGUUUGGCGAUCUUUAAAGAUCCUGUCAUGCUGCCGUGUAGUCACAGCAUCUGUCGUGCGUGUGCGCAGCAGUGGUGGGAUGGCAAAGGAGAGCGAACAUGUCCGGUCUGCAGAAAAACGUGCGGGUCGACGGAUGUACCUCUCAACUUGGCCCUCAGGAAUUUGUGCAAGGCCUUUUCAAAACAUGCCUCAGUGGAGUCGGAGGACGUCUGCAGCUUGCACAAGGAGAAACUGAAACUCUUCUGUUUGGACCACCAGGAGCUCGUGUGCAUCAUCUGCCGAGAUGCGGAAAGCCACACUGGCCACAAGUUCCGUCCCCUCGAGGAGGUCGUGAAAGGUCACAAGGAGCAACUCCGGGAAGGGCUGCGGGACGCAAAGAAAAGGCUGCAAGAUCAGAAGGAGAUAAGAGACGACUGCAACGAGCAAGCGGCGUACAUCAAGGUCCAGAGGAAGCAGGUUAAAAGCAAGAUCAAGAAGGAUUUUGAGGCGCUUCGUCGCUUCCUGGAGGAGGAGGAGGAGGAAUCGCUCAAGUAG
Messenger RNA from Hippocampus comes (tiger tail seahorse), 872 nucleotides. Its product is annotated as nuclear factor 7, brain-like. The transcript has 3 exons. The coding region runs from base 300 to 872 and encodes 190 amino acids. Gene Ontology annotation, molecular function: zinc ion binding; ubiquitin-protein transferase activity. Lineage: Eukaryota; Metazoa; Chordata; Actinopteri; Syngnathiformes; Syngnathidae. Gene Ontology annotation, biological process: protein ubiquitination. The record is from RefSeq and is a predicted model, not a curated record.